AAGACAGUUUCUGCUGCAGAGCAGUGAACCACACAGAGCCUCCAGCAGCGUUCAGCUAUGAGUCGCUAUCGCUUCCAAAUCAUCGCCGCUGCUGUGCUGGUGAUUCUGGCAAUAAUUGGGAUUUUGCUGGUGGUCCUUCCAGCAAAAGAGGUGACAACGCCUGCAGAUAACAUGUAUGGGAUUGUACUGGAUGCCGGCUCCUCCCACACCUCCAUGUUCAUCUACAAAUGGCCAGCUGACAAGCAAAAUGGCACUGGUAUUGUUACCCAGCACAGUGAAUGUCAUGCAAAAGGUGGCGGGAUAUCCAGCUAUGCCGGGAAACCAGGUGAUGCUGCCAAGAGUUUGGAGGAGUGUAUGAAUCACGCCCUUAAGGAAAUUCCCAAAUCUAGACAACAUCAGACUCCCCUGUGCCUGGGUGCCACAGCAGGGAUGAGGCUCCUCAAAAGACUCAAUCCGACAGAAUCUGAGCAGGUCCUGAAAGAAGUCAGAGACAAACUGCGCUCCUACCCUUUCCAGUUUAAGGAGGCCAAAAUUCUGAGUGGGCAAGAAGAGGGCGCCUUUGGCUGGGUCACCGUCAACUACUUACUUGAAAACUUCAUUAAGUAUGGUUUUGUAGGACAUUGGCUGAAUCCAGGAAGAAACACAAUUGGAGCUUUGGAUUUAGGUGGAGCUUCCACUCAGAUUACAUUCGAGACCUCGCAAAACUUGGAGAGCCUAGAGAGUCAAAUGAACCUGACCCUUUAUGGAAAUACCUACACUUUGUACACACACAGCUUCCUGUGCUACGGUCAAGACCAGUUCCUCAAGAGACUCCUAGCUCAUCUUAUCCAGACUCAAAAUGUGUCGGAUCAAGUAAUCAACCCCUGCUACCCACCAAAGUUUAACAUUUCUAUAAAUCUUGGGACAGAUGUCUUUGAUUCUGUUUGCACAAAGAAAUACAAACCAGCCAAUUUGGAUGCUAAGAGGAAUGUAACAGUGGUGGGCUCAGGAAAUUAUCAGCAGUGUGUCAGAAACGUAACGGAGAUCUUCACUUUUAGCAACUGUUCCUACUCGAUGUGUUCCUUCGACGGAGUGUUUCAGCCCAGAGUGACGGGAAGCUUCAUGGCUUUCUCAGCUUUCUACCACACACAGAAAUACAUCAAAGAUAUCACCAACAUAGCCCUCACAUCUCCCAGUCAUGCAGUGGAAGCAGCCAAGUUCAUCUGCAACAUGACCAUCACUGAGCUCCUUCACAAGGGAAAUUUGACAGAGAAAUACAUGAAAUACAUGAAGAAUCUCUGCUCCAUGUCUACUUUUGUCCAAGUCCUCUUAACCAAUGGGUACCAUUUUGAUGAAGCUUCAUUUCCUCACAUUUCUUUUGAGCAAAAUGCAGCAGGAGCUUCAGUAGGAUGGGCUUUGGGAUACAUGCUCACAGUGAGCAAUGAAGUGCCUGCAGAGAGUCUUAGCAUGAUGAAGGCCCUCCCCUCAGGGCCUUGGAGGGGCGUCAUUGUCAUCUUUAUUGCAUUUGUUUUAUUUGCACUAGGAUAUUGCUUGAUUAUCUACAGAAAUGCAAAUGACUAGAACAGACAGUAUUCCACAUGAAAAAUUAGAAACAUGAGAAGCAAUAUUAAAAGCCAAGGAAAUUCUA
Molecule: messenger RNA, 1627 nt
Organism: Gambusia affinis (western mosquitofish)
Lineage: Eukaryota; Metazoa; Chordata; Actinopteri; Cyprinodontiformes; Poeciliidae
Product: ectonucleoside triphosphate diphosphohydrolase 2-like
Exons: 9
Coding region: 58-1560 (500 amino acids)
Biological process (GO): nucleoside diphosphate catabolic process
Cellular component (GO): plasma membrane
Molecular function (GO): GDP phosphatase activity; UDP phosphatase activity
Source: RefSeq, a predicted model, not a curated record